Lucilia sericata (common green bottle fly) is the source of this 3694-nucleotide messenger RNA. It is a transcript of the gene Chro, whose product is annotated as putative mediator of RNA polymerase II transcription subunit 12. Lineage: Eukaryota; Metazoa; Arthropoda; Insecta; Diptera; Calliphoridae. The record is from RefSeq and is a predicted model, not a curated record.
UUUCGUUGUGUGUAGUUCUUUGCAUUUUAGCUCAAGAAUUAAAAUAAAUACAGUGAUUUUCUAAUAAAAUUCUUCAUAAUUAAAAUGCUAUAAUUAAUAAAUUGUUAAAAAACAUCAAGACAACAUUAUUUAAAAGCUAAAAAUAAACAAAUUAAUUGCCAAAGAAAUCGUUUAAAAUAAAAACACAAAAAAGGAAAGUGUCUUGCAAACGGAGAAGAAAAAGAAAUCCAUUGGUGACUGAGAAACGAAAAGAAUAUUUUUUUUUUAUAACUAAAAGAAAGUAUAUUUGAAUUAAAAUACUUUUUAAAAAGUAAUUGCUUAAUAUUCGAAGUCUUAAAACAUGGUUGGGCGAGAAAUAACACCUACCGAAAUCGGUAAACAUUCGAAAUUAAUAAAAAAUGCCCAAGAAGAAAUGGCCACAAUGGAUGUUUUAGUUUGUGGGCGCUGUUUAACAGUAUUCCAUUUUGUUGAAGAAUUUAAACAACAUAAACUUAAGCCCUGCUUUAAGGAAAACAAUAAUGUACGUGAAUGUAAUGAUACAAAACCCAAAAUAUGGGCAUUACUAUGGAAAGCUACUCAAUUAAAUAACAAUAAGGAUAACAAUGUCACAAGUCCCAAUUCGUGGGCUUUAUAUCAAACCUGGGUUAAAAUGGAAGAAACAUUAAGAGAAACUUGGAUAGUGGCCGGUCGUACCAUACAAUCAUUUGCUAAAGUAUCACAAGGUAAUCUACAGGAGAUGCCUGUUAAAAUCACUAAAACAGUGGUAAAUAAUACUGGAGAUAACGGCUCUCCAGGCAGAAAACCUUUAGCUCAAACUAAACCACAAGUAGCAAAUUUGAAACCUCCCAAUAAAAUGAUCACCUCUAGCAAUAAUUCCACAAUAGAUUCCGAAAAUGAAUCUUCACCCAUGAAAUCUCCUUUAGCCAGUAAUGCCGCGCAAAAGUUAAACAAAAAACCCAUAACAACACCACAAUUACCAACAAAUAAACCUUUGCAAAUGACGACAACAACAGCAGCAGCCACGCCUAUAGCAGCAGCAAAUACACCAGCUAAACCUUUAACACGCCGUGCCAAACGUUCUAUACCCAACAGUGAGGAAGUGGUGGAAGAAAAUGUGGAAAAAAUUGUGGCCAAACGUUUUAAUCCUCGCCGCCGCAUGCAUGAAUACUUGGUUAAAUGGGAAAAUCGUAAUUUGGAACAAAAUACUUGGGAACCGGCUUCACACUUGGAAAAUGUUCCUCAUCUUUUGGAAACUUUUGAAAAACAAUUGGCUCGCCAAAAGGAAACUAGAGCUGCCUUGCAAGCUAAACAACAGGCUGCUGCCGCUGCAGCUGCUAAUACACCCAAACCUUUAGAAGUUAAUAAAUCCUUAGAAACUGAAGCCAAUAAACCCCAAUUGGCCUCACCCUCCGAAAGACCACAACGUUCUUCGAAAACUAAGGCUAUGGAUCAGGUUAAACAAUGGGUAGCGGGCACCAAUAGUUCGGCCGCAAAUUCACCGAGUUCUGAAAUGACACAACAUCAAGAAAACGAAAAAGAUUGGGCUAUGAAUACCAGCACCGGUUCAAAUCGUCCUGCUGCCUCUGCUGGCAUUAAACGUAAACUAGAUGAUUCUGAUUAUAAUGAUUCAAAUGCUAGCGAUGUCCCACCCUCCACAACUAAUACCAUGGAAGAUUUUGAGGAGAAUUUAAUACCGCUUAAUACUCUUAAGAAAAUGAAAUACGGCAAUGCAGUAUCGGUGGAAGUUAAAACGAAAAUUGAUAAUAAUAAACAAAUUAAGGUUAAUGGCACGACACCUGGACGCACUGAAGGUCUACCAAAUUCAGCUGAGGUAAUUAUAACACAAGAUUCAAAUGCUUCCGGUGUUGUUAAGAAACCAGGAUUUAAUGGCAGUACUAUGAACCAAAAAUCUGAAGCUCAAAUACGCGUUUUAUCGAAAGGUGAAUCUGCAGUUUCUAGUUCGGGUAUUGUGCGUGUAGGAGCAGGCAAUGAAACCAGUGCCACACCCUCACCCACCCCUAUAACAACACCAGCACAAGCUGCUGUAGUGGCAGAGCCAAAACCACAAAUUCAAACAAGAACACAACAUGUUCGCACUUUAGGCACACCAAGUGGAGGUGGACGUUCAACACCCACUCAGCCUACACGACAAGUCGUGCAGCAACAAAUUGUGCGAACACCUGGUGGCACUACAAUACAACGUAAAACUGUUCCCGUUGGAGCAUCAACACCCCUACAACGGUCAGGCAUGCAAUCACGAACUGUCACACAAACCUCACCAUCAUCGGGACGCAUGAUAAUACCACGUCAAGGUUCCAAUGUUGCCAGCAAUAAUCAACGUACUGCAGUACAACAAAGCAAAGCGGUAACACCAGAACAGAAAAUUUUACAACUUUCCAAAUCGGGAGAUCUAAAGGUUACCAAGAAGGUAAUGACUCGUGAUGAUGUUGUAGCCCAAAGACAACAGCAUCAACAACAACAGCAACGACAGAGACAACAGUCUCAAGUACACAUACAAAAGGUGCAACAGCUAACCGGACCAGCACAACGUAGUAGUGCUCCCAUAGCUCAAAGAAAACAAACACAGCAGCAUGUUCAACAACAGAUAGUCCAACAACAGGAAGAGGAACCACAGCAUCAAGCGCAAUUGUGUCCUAUUACAGGCAAUAUAAUUGGUCAAGAGGAUCAGCAGCAGCAACAGAGUGGUGUUAUGCAAACUCAACUGGUAACAGAACAUCAUCAACAACAACAGCAGCAGCUACACAAUUUACUGCAUCAAGAGCAACAGCAACAACAACAUCACCAGCAACAACAACAGCAAUUACAUGAUAUUGAUCCAAAUCUAUUGCUCACACAAGAUCAAAUGCUAACCAACGAAGACGGCACACCUCUAUUGGUAACCGGUGAAGAUGGGACCGUCUAUCAGGUGGCUGGCAAAAAUGCCGAAGGACAAACCAUACUCGUAACACAAGGUCCUGAUGGUGAACAACAAUUUGCUUAUGUGGCAGCCGCUGAAGGUGAAAAUGAAAAUCAAGUACUUACCCUAGACAAUGCUGUUGCCGAAGCGGUUGCCCAAUUACCAGCCGAACAACAAGCUGAAGCUCUGGCAGCGGCAGCUGGUGGUGAUGGCAGUGGUGGUGGUCAGUAUUUAGUUAAGACCACACAAGAAGAUGGUACCACUCAAGUAGUGACCAUGACAGAAGCUGAACUAGCCCAACAUCAGGCACUGGCUGCAGCACAGCAGCAACAACAACAGCAACAAAUUGCAGUGCAAGCAGCGAAUGCUCAACCUGGCGCCACCAGUCAAUUGUGUAUACAAACGGGAGACGGUUCCGAUGGACAAGAGGCGAAUAUACCAGCUGAAGUUGUACAAGCUGAUUUACCAUCUCCAGGUGGCACCCGUCGUGUUGUUCUAUUAUUACAAGAUGGUACAUUUAUGAUGACAGAAAUGCAUGAUGAUGAAUUUAAGGCACUUAAUAUAGCUGCUUAAGGCUAACAUAAUCAAUGUGUAAACGAAUUUUUUCCUCCACUUCACAACAAAAAAACAAAAACAAAAUAAGAAAAAUUCAAACCCUCGCUUUAAAUAUUCUAUACAUGGCAGACAAUGUAAUUUAAUUAAUACUUUACGAUUUAGAAGAAACAAAAAUAAUAUUUAGAAUUUAAAUAUAAAUACGUAAACGUUUAAUUGAUCAGA